GCGGGGUGGGGGUCCAGGAGAGCACUUCUGCUAUGACAGCUUUGGUGCCCCGGGUCCUCACCGCGUUGUGCCUGGCAAAGUUGGCGCUGGACCGGUAGCACCUUUGGGGAAUCCGCAGGGAAAAUCGCUACACUGUGGGGGGACGAGGAAGGUUCGGGUUCAGGGUUUGGGGGGAGGGGGGAGGUCUGCCCCCCUCCCAGCUCGCUACCCUCUUUGAUGACUCCUGGAGGCGGUGGGUCCAUGAAAGACUGCGAGUACAGUCAGAUCAGCACCCACAGCUCCUCUCCCAUGGAGUCACCCCACAAAAAGAAGAAAAUCGCCGCCAGGAGGAAAUGGGAGGUGUUCCCGGGAAGAAACAAGUUCUUCUGUAACGGGAGGAUCAUGAUGGCCCGGCAGACAGGAGUCUUCUACCUGACUCUCAUCCUCAUCUUGGUCACCAGCGGACUCUUCUUCGCUUUCGACUGUCCGUAUUUAGCGGUGAAGAUCACUCCUGCCAUCCCGGCGGUCGGCGGGAUCCUCUUCUUCUUCGUGAUGGGGACACUUUUGAGAACCAGCUUCAGCGACCCUGGAGUCCUACCCCGAGCCACCCCAGAUGAAGCAGCCGACCUGGAAAGACAAAUAGAUGUUGCCAAUGGCUCCAGUUCAGGGGGGUACCGCCCACCUCCCAGAACCAAAGAGGUAAUCAUCAACGGCCAGACCGUGAAACUUAAAUAUUGUUUCACCUGCAAGAUUUUCCGCCCACCUCGAGCCUCUCAUUGCAGCCUGUGCGAUAACUGCGUAGAACGGUUUGAUCACCACUGUCCCUGGGUAGGCAACUGUGUGGGGAAAAGAAACUACAGAUUUUUUUUUAUGUUUAUUUUAUCUCUGUCUUUUUUGACAGUCUUUAUAUUUGCAUUCGUUAUCACCCACGUCAUUCUUCGUUCACAGAAUGCAGGUUUCCUAAAUGCCCUCAAGGACAGUCCGGCAAGUGUCCUGGAAGCUGUGGUGUGUUUUUUUUCUGUCUGGUCCAUUGUUGGACUCUCAGGCUUUCACACGUAUCUGAUCAGCUCCAAUCAAACCACAAAUGAAGAUAUUAAAGGCUCUUGGUCAAAUAAGAGAGGGAAAGAAAACUUCAAUCCUUAUAGCCAUGGAAACAUCUUUACAAAUUGCUGUGCUGCCCUCUGUGGGCCCAUCUCUCCUAGCCUCAUCGAUCGAAGAGGGUACAUCCAGCCCGACACCCCACAGCCAGUGGCGCCAUCCAACGGGAUCACAAUGUAUGGCGCAACACAGUCUCAAAGCAACAUGUGUGACCAAGACCAGUGCAUUCAGAGCACCAAAUUCGUUUUGCAGGCGGCAGCCACCCCGCUCCUUCAGAGCGAGCCCAGCCUCGCCAGUGAAGACCUGCCUUUGUCGGGGAAGGCCAGCCUCGGGGCUCCUUGUGCCACCUUGACCCUGGGACAGCCGACGCCACCCUCCUCCAUGCCAAACCUCUCAUCAGAGACAGUUCUGACUGACAUGAUUCCAUUAAAAGAGGAGCACAAAGGCCACCAGUUCCUUACUCCGGAGGAAGCCCCUUCCCCUCCGGGGAUGUUGCCGACAAGCAGCCCUCUCUCCCACAGCCACACCAUGCACGUCCUGAGCCUGGCCAGCCAGGAUUCUCUCCACGAAGAUUCGGUGCGCGGUCUCGUGAAGCUCAGCUCAGUCUGAUCCCUGUGGACCCUGGGUCUUGAGGACAUGAGGGUGGGAGGGACACCAGGUGAUUUUCCACAGGCUCUGCUACUCAGACCACAAGUGGCCACGCCAACACAAUGGACAGUCCACCACGAAGACUUCUCAUUCCAACCUGCCUAGAGGACAAGACCUCUGUGUCAUGGGAUUUACGCUAGUAAAGUGGAUUGGAGGAUGGAUGUCAUUUAUGAGAGGAGCCCUGUUGCUAAUGACUUUGUUCCAUUUGACUUUUUUUUUGUCCUCCCCAACCAUAAUAGAAAUUGAAAUAGUCAACGGCCAUCCAUUUCCUGCAGCCUCAUUGAGAUGAGGGAACUCCGAGCAAGUUAAAAUGCAGUCUGCAAAAUCUUUGCUCCAAAAUGAACAGGAAGACCAGUGGAUGUUCAAGUCAUGCUCUGUGGUUUUUAAGCUCUUGUAAUACCCACUCUUGUAAUAAAGUGUAUGACACUUGUGGCCAUGUCAAAAUGCACUUCAGUGUUAUGCUACUAAUAUCUGAGAUAGACGAUUACCAUUCCAUUUGUUAGUUUAAAAAAGAAAGAAAAAAAUGAAAAAAAGGCCCAAUGUGGAUUUGCAUGCCACGCUACAGUAUGUGUUACGGUGGUGUUGGUAUUAAAAGGAAGUGCUGCUUUUUUUAUUUGUGAAUUUCUAGGUGCCGUUCUAUCAGGCAGCCAUGCAACAGCCAGAAUUCAUGGACAGUGUCAUUAUUAUUCAACCUUAUUGUAUGUUGAGAGGUGGUAUCUAAAAUACCAAGGGCUGCUGAGUUUGAUCAUAUUACGUAUCAUUUAACCUUCUGUUCAAGUAUUUAAGUAAGGUAUUGUGUCGUGCCAUCUAUGCCACAGAUUCUCCACUACCUUAUGUGAUGAGAUUUCCUGUGGACAUCCAAUAAAAUGACGCCCUUUAUUCCUUUG
Messenger RNA from Tachyglossus aculeatus (Australian echidna), 2612 nucleotides. It is a transcript of the gene ZDHHC14, whose product is annotated as zinc finger DHHC-type palmitoyltransferase 14. The transcript is spliced from 9 exons. Gene Ontology annotation, cellular component: Golgi apparatus; endoplasmic reticulum. Gene Ontology annotation, biological process: protein targeting to membrane; peptidyl-L-cysteine S-palmitoylation. Bases 217 to 1686 code for a protein of 489 amino acids. Lineage: Eukaryota; Metazoa; Chordata; Mammalia; Monotremata; Tachyglossidae. The record is from RefSeq and is a predicted model, not a curated record. Gene Ontology annotation, molecular function: protein-cysteine S-palmitoyltransferase activity.